Molecule: messenger RNA, 1227 nt
Organism: Botrytis cinerea B05.10
Lineage: Eukaryota; Fungi; Ascomycota; Leotiomycetes; Helotiales; Sclerotiniaceae
Exons: 5
Coding region: 235-1083 (282 amino acids)
Cellular component (GO): nucleus
Source: RefSeq, a predicted model, not a curated record
GGUUUUAAUCCUUGUUGCUCCAUCCAAAUGAAUGUAUGGAGGCAUUGGAGGCGUUGGAGCUUAGAAAGCUUUGGUGAUAUUAUGUCCAUGGACCCAUCAAAUCAUCUAUUGGCUUAUCUACUUCGUGCUAGGGGAAUUCACCUAUCUCUUUUCCAUUGCAUAAACAUACAAGGUUGCAGAUACCCAUUGUGUUUACCAUUAAUAAAACACGACACACGGUACAUACAGUACAAGAUGGUCAAGAGAAAGGCCAAAGAUGUCGGAGAUGAAGUUCAUAUUGAGCCUCGAAGAUCAAGUCGACAAAAAGUAAACAAUGCUGAGAGUUUGAAAGAAAGGGCUACAACUUCGUCAAAUUCGUAUUCUUCGGCACCAAAUAGCGAGGAGGAGAUCAAAAAGGAGACGGCAAACAGAGAUUCUCAAAAAGGAGCAAAUGUGAAUGGAGAAGUCACUGCACCAAAAACAACUGUUAACUCUACCAAAUCCACAAAAUCUACCAAACCAUCUCUACCAAAUGGCACCAAAUCUACGACAACAGGAAUUUCCUCGCCUGGAUCCUCAUCAGCUCGUCAAUAUUGGCUCAUGAAAGCUGAACCUGAAUCACGUAUCGAAAAAGGUCAUGAUAUUAAAUUCUCCAUUGAUGAUUUGGCAGCCAAAACCGAACCAGAGCCUUGGGAUGGAAUACGAGCAUAUCCAGCUCGCAAUAAUCUUCGUGCGAUGAAGAAGGGAGAUUUGGCCUUCUUUUAUCAUUCGUCAUGCAAAAUUCCUGCAAUCGUUGGAAUCAUGGAGAUCGUUGAAGAACAUUCUCCGGAUCUCUCAGCGCAUGAUCCUAAAGCUCCGUACUACGAUCCUAAAUCUUCACCGGAUGAUCCCAAGUGGAGUGUAGUACACGUCGAAUUUCGCCAGAAACUAAAAACACCUAUCACGCUCAAGGAAAUCAAAGCCUGGUUUGAAGAAAAGGGAAAUGCUUUGAAUAAUAUGCAAAUGUUGAAGCUGGCACGAUUGAGUGUAAGCAAAGUAAGUAGCGAUGAGUGGAGAUUUCUGGUAGGUGAAAUGGAGAAGAAUGGGGAUGUGAUUAAGGAAUAGAAAUCUCAAGGCACGAUGAUAAUUUGAUUUUUGUCGUCUACGGGUUAUGCAUUUUAUAGAUACUAAAAUCUUUUUGAGAUGGGUUUAUAAUGGAUACUCACAAUUGCUUGAUGAUUAAUACGAAUCAAUAAUGCUUCAAACACA